Messenger RNA from Maylandia zebra (zebra mbuna), 2365 nucleotides. RefSeq names its product transmembrane emp24 domain-containing protein 11. NCBI's taxonomy places the organism in Eukaryota, Metazoa, Chordata, Actinopteri, Cichliformes, Cichlidae. The record is from RefSeq and is a predicted model, not a curated record.
UACCUCAAACUUGAGCUAGAAUUUGCAGAUCUACAUAAAGGCUCUACUGGAACUGCAGGCAAAGCAUUAGGUCACUGUUAAGUGUAAUCUAAUAGUUUGCUGUUAACAUAAAAUGGGUUUGCAAGGCACUGGCUUUCUCCUUCAGUGUUACCUGAUGCUGGCUGCUGCCAUGUUUUUUCAUCUUGGAGAGCAGGAGGAGAAAUGCAUCAUUGAGGAGAUUCCUGAAGACACACUAGUGACCGGCUUUUUUCUUUUGGAGCCUUGGGAUGUGAAGGCGUUAUCAAAAUUACCUCAACUUGGCCUCACUGUGACAGUAAAAGAUUCAAACAGUGAGAUUAUGUUGUCCAAGCGAUAUGGGAAAUUUGGUAAAUUCACCUUCACAGCUCACACUUCUGGUCAGCAUUUUCUUUGCUUUAAAACAAACUCGACAAGUUUUUCUGUCUUUGCCCAUGAACGUCUGAAGCUACAUUUGGAUGUACAAAUGGGAGGGUUCACAGUUGGUCACAAUACUGAUAGGACCAAGGACAGCAUGGAGGCCCUGGAGAACAGUCUUAGACACCUGACGGAGCAGAUGAUUCACAUUACCAGGCAGCAGGAGUUCCAGAGGGAGAAGGAGGAGGUAUUUCGUCAGAUCAGUGAGAACACCAACAGCAAAGUGUUGUGGUGGGCUGCAGUGCAGACCUCCAUUCUGCUGGUGGUUGGUUUCUGGCAGAUGAAAAGACUCAAAGACUUCUUCAUCGAGAAGAAACUGGUCUGAUGAACAACUUUGACCAGCCUCAUUGUUUUUACUUUUAUUUCACAUACCUGUACCAGUGAAGUUUGAGUGCUCUAGGGCUAUAAUGCUUAAUAAAAAGGCCAGUUUUUACCAAACAGCUGGUGCGAUGCUCUAGAGUAUGGUGUUUAAGACUAUUGUAUAUACAGUUGUGGUAUGAAGUACAUACAUUCGUCAUGGGCAUGAAGUUGUGGUGAUCUGGGGUUUUAGUGAUUUCUGUGAACUGUGGAAUGACUGUGCAGCACACAUUUGUAAUGAUUAUAAUCAAAAAUUGGGUGCUCAAGUUUCAAUCUAUUUUGGAUUUCACAGGGUCACAAUUAUACAUGUUGGAUCAAAUAUAUACAUAUACCCCGAAUCAUAUUUGAUUAGCAAGACCCUUCUCAAAUUGCAUCCGCCACUUUUAGUAGCCAUGAAGUUAUAAUUUUGGCUGGCUAUUUCACCACUCUACUUGGCUAAAUUGGUAGGUGUCUUGUAGAUCGAUUGCUUUCUUGGCAAAGAUCCAGCUUUUAGGCAUAGUUCACAAAUUUUCAAUAACGUUGAGGUCAGGGCUUUGGGAAGGCCACUCCAGAGACCUAAUAUUAGCCUGCUUUAUCAAUUCUAAAAUCAGUUUUGAUGUGUUUGGGAUCACUGUCCUGUUCUAACACCCAAUUGCAUUCAACCAUCUAGUUGCUGAUUUGAGGUAAAGUUGAAGAAUUUGGAGGUAGGCCUUCUUCUUCAUUAUUUUACCCACUUUGUGCAAUGUACCAGUACCACUGACAGCAAAACAGACCCAGAACAUGAGGCUACCACCUCAUGCUUGUUAGCUGGUAGUGUUCUUAGUUAGAGUCAGGGCUUCUUUCUUGGUUGGCAUUCUCUCAAUGCAUGGCGAUAUAAAACUCGCUUCACUGUUGACAGUGACACUAGUCUUCCAGCAGUUUCCAGUUCGUGGCAGGCUUGAUCCUCAUUCCCCCGGUUGUUCCUCAACAUCCUAACCAAUUUUCUUUCAUGACAGUUUGUGUCUUCUUUCAGAAGAAAGAAAAAGUGGUGAAACAUCCAAAUAACAUUUGUACAAUUGUUUGAACUGAUGAUCUUGGAAACUCCAGUUGUUUAGAAAUUAUUUCCAAAGAUCUUCCCAACUUGCGUAAAUCUACAAUUCUCAUGUUUAAAUCUGAGUUCCUUGGACUUUCUCAUUGGUCAAUCUAAUCAGUGGUGUCAAUCAAAUCGUUUUUAUGCUAAAAAGAGAAACUAGCAGUUGUAGUUAAUCAUGAUCACAAAAGUUAACUGGCCUUGGUCUUGUCAAGUUAAAAUACAGCAUAAAACAUUUAGCACCGUUUAUUAAAGCACUUAAAUGAAUGUGGACAUAUAUUUGAGCCUGCAUGUUUUCUCUUGAUGUCGUGGAUUACAGAAAAUCCUAAAUAAAUAAAUAAAAUCAAGAUUUGGGUGCAUAGAGCUUGAAAGUAUUUAAAGAUGUAUGCUUUUCACUCUGGAAAAAGAACAGUUCAAAGACAUGAUUAAAAGUCCAAAGUUACCAUGACAUUCAUGACCACGAUGAAUGCAUGUAAACUUCUGAGCACAACUGUAUCCUUUGCAAAUUAAAAUGUGAAAAAAUUGCAU